This is a messenger RNA of Fomitiporia mediterranea MF3/22, 3539 nucleotides long. RefSeq lists its product as uncharacterized. The record is from RefSeq and is a predicted model, not a curated record. Gene Ontology annotation, cellular component: intracellular membrane-bounded organelle. The coding region runs from base 102 to 3539 and encodes 1145 amino acids. Lineage: Eukaryota; Fungi; Basidiomycota; Agaricomycetes; Hymenochaetales; Hymenochaetaceae. Gene Ontology annotation, molecular function: phosphatidylinositol binding. The transcript is spliced from 9 exons.
GGCAAGCCGUCCUCACACGGUCGAAGUGGUCAAUCAAAUCGCCACAGAAUCUUGCUCAUUUACGUCCGGCCUUUCCAUCGGUUUCGGCAGCAGUCAAUGAGAUGCUGAUAAUGAUUGUCAGAGAUUUUGUCCUGACAUGGUAUACCGAGAUAUCAUCAUCCCCUGCCUUUCCUUCUGCCGUCUCUGAAAGUAUUCAUGGCACUCUGGAGGAGCUCUUGAAACGCCUCGAGAAUAUAGAUCUCGCGUCCCUUAUCGUAAGGAGGAUACUGCCCAAACUGACAAGUCAUGUAGAUCUGUUCAGGCAUUCUGAAACAGCUCUGCGCGGAGCCGGCCUCGAACGACACCUGACCCAGUCGGAGGAACUUGACUUAUUACUUGCGAGUCGAUAUGUCAGUCAAGGAGGCAAUUUGCAUUCAGCGGUAGACAACCUUUCGACAACCUUUACGAGGCAAAAUGAAGAGGCUCACUUAAAAAGUCUCGUGGAUUCCGUACUGCCUCUUGUCCUUCCACAGAAGGAUGCGAACAGCAAGGCCGUCCGUAUUGUCGUUCGCGAGAUAGUCGCAUGCGUUGUUCUUGCCCCAAUCACAGAUCUUCUCUCCGAUCCAGACUUUUGGAACCGUACAAUCGACCAAUUAGCGGGUGCAGCUAUCAAGCAACAGAAACUGAUCACAAGAGUCCGAAAUGUGUUGGAAUCGCAGUCGGGAAGCCCCACACUUGCUCGUCACAGGAUGUCGAAAUAUCAAGAACCAGAGGCGAUCACCUUGCAAACGGAUACUCGACACUUCGAGGCAUUUCUGAGAAGUAUAAGCCGCUGUGAUUCCCUUCUAGACGCUCGACGCCUGAAAAACGACAUCAUUGGCGAGAUCCGGCGUACGAGGGCGUUAUUAGCAAGGCAUGAGAAUGAGGAUUGGAUAGAUGGCAAGAAGACGGAGGACGUCGUUGCCUUCUUGGAUAGGCUGUAUACUGCGAAACGGAAAAUCGAGAAGCGUAUCGUAGUGCUUGGCGGUCAAGGCGGUCAAGAUGAUUUGCACUCAUCACUCUUCCACGAUGAUGAUGAAACCCCUGCUUUUCAACUUCGUGACAUUCUCACGAACCCGAGCUCGUUAUCUUACUUCAUGGAGUUCAUGGACCGACGGGGUCGUUCUUUACUUGUUCAGUUCUGGCUCACUGUGGAAAGCUUCAAGAACCCACUAGAAUUGGUCGACUCUGAUUCUUCCGGAGAAGAAUACGAGCCCUUAGCCAAUUCUACAUUGGCUGCAACGUUAAAGGAAGAUCUCAACAUGAUAAACGACCUCUAUUUCGCAAACCCGGUCACUUUGGCCACUUUGUCCUCCAUUUCCGAAAAGUAUGUUUCGGCGAUUCAAUCAUAUGCUACAGAGGAAAAGGCGUCAUCAGUACAAGAGAGACAAGCCCGUCGGAGUGUAAUGCUAGCACAGAGGCAGGUAGAACGUGACAUGGACCAUGAUUUCGAGGAUUUCAGAAGAAGUGACCUUUGGUUCCGUACUGUUGGUGACUUAGCGCCGAAAGGCCGAACGCAUGAGAUCACGAUGCCUGCAGCUCCUGCAAUUCAGCAACGGCCGUCUACCGCUUCGUCUGGUCUUCUUGCAUCCCUGGUUCAAAAUUUAACGCCAGACCUCAACCGCAGCCAGGCUUCAAAGCCUCCUUUCUUCCGGCGACCAGUGUCGUCUCGUUCCCUUGCGUCUUCUUCUCUGUCUGGUCCGCAUAUAAUGAGACCGAGAACUUCUUUGGGAAAUGGAGGGCCGUCGAGAAAGGAGUCUCCAGCACCGAGCAGGUCUCCAUCAGCGCAAGUGACGUCCAGCAGUCUAGAAAUCCUCAUGUCAUCUUCUCCGGACCUGAAGUCAAGCGAUACAGCUAGGGCACCUCUUUUCGAUGAAGCCGAGGAUGGGCAACUGAUCUCUGCCGACGCGGAAGAGGCGCAGCGCAUGGAAGCACUUCAAGCGGCAGUGACGGAUAUUAUAGCCUCAGAGAAUAAACUGGAUGGCGAACCUAUGAAAAGGACACGUCCAUCUGAUGAUUCCUUGGAUCGCGCUAUUGACACUCACGAUACACGGAGUUCUGUUUCAAGCCGAAAGGCACUCUUCCCGGAUUCUCAAAUCGACGCCGAAAACACAGGUGACCUUGCUGAUGAAGAUGACGAAAGCAAGCCUCGAUCGUUGGAACUCGCAGGCCCAGGAGACCUGCUACUUCCUCAGGAGAUCUCGCGCCUCGGCGACAAGAUUGAACAUCUUCGGUCUCAAGACGCAAUAUUAGACAAUUUAAUUAACAAGGCCGAGUUGACUGGAGAUGCUCAAGAAUUACGAGUAUUGAGGAAGUCGAAAGCUGCUCUUGAAAGAGAGUUAAGACAGCUCGCAUUCCAGAAGACUCAAUAUGAGCAACAGGAUUCUGCUAGCAGGUUGAUUCCUGGAGCAACGAAAGCGUCCAUAGUCAACUCUACGACUGGAGAAGAGGACGGGAAGCAGGUUGUGAGGUAUCUCAUCGAGGUGCAACAGCUCGGUACAGGGUGGGUAGUGGCUCGAAGAUACAGCGAGUUCCUAGCCAUGCAUCAAAGGCUAAAGGAUCGAUUCCUGACUGUGAAGAAUUUGGAUUUCCCUGGCAAGCACUUAGUCACGGCCUUAUCAAGCCAAAUGCUUGAUAAUAGACGUGCCGCCUUGGAAAAGUACCUUCAGAGUCUUCUAACGGUUCCAAUGGUCUGCGAAAGCCAAGAACUACGAGCCUUCCUCUCUCGUGACUCGCCUUUUAUUGCAAAAUCGUUGACAGAGGGCAAUGCAAAAGAGUCCGGUGUCUUUCCAGGACAGAAUAUCGUUCGCAACAUGUAUCGGUCCUUUACUGAAAGCAUUGACGAGGUAAUCUUUGGGCCGUCCAUGCUUGAUGUCAUGAUUGGCCGACUUACUCGACAAGCAGCUGAGUUCGCUGGGAUCGUUGGUACAGCAUCAAAUGACGAGGACCUCGUCACGCAGGCCUUGAAAGCAUCGGGGAAGGGUGCACCGGAGGAUACAUUGGCUCAGCUACCUGGAGAUCUGAAACCCCUUGAGGGAGAGUCAAGCACUUCUUCCUUCACAGCACCGAUAUGCGAUUUCAUCCUAUCUGUCUUUGAACUCGAUAGGAAGAAUAACUGGCUCAGGAGACAAGCUGUUGUCAUUAUCUUACAGCAAGUCUUGGGUGGCACUGUGGAACGGAAGUUCCGGGAGAACUUGACUGCCGCUCUCGACGAACCACACCUCCUCUCUUAUAUUAACAUCUUAAAGGAUAAUCUGUGGCCAGGCGGGCAUCUUAAACCUCCGACAGCCCCAAGGACUGUGGAUGAAAAGGCUCGUACGAGGGACGAAGCAAAUCGCAAGCUUUCCGCUCUGCUGCCCGAUAUCGCUGCAAACAUGAUGGGUCGGUCUAAUGCCCGACGUGGAGCACGACGCAUCUUCGCGGUCCUCCAGAAUCGUCGACUUAAUCAACAUAUUGUAUAUUCUAUCCUUGACGAGCUUCACCAGAUCUUCAUGGCUCUAUUCCCGGAAGUGAAUCAGUAA